AUGUUUGUAUGGUUUAAAAACGAUAAUUGUCACCCAGACCCAGAUUUCGAUGGGCUUAAUGUAGAUAUUGACUCAAUUGCCACCAGCAACAAGCCUGCAAGUUUACAGAUUAUUUGUAUGGAAAUU
Messenger RNA from Entrophospora candida, 126 nucleotides. Lineage: Eukaryota; Fungi; Glomeromycota; Glomeromycetes; Entrophosporales; Entrophosporaceae. The record is from the annotation of a GenBank genome assembly.